UCAUCACCCCGGUAAAGAAGGAACGGCUCCUCCCCGCUCACGACCGGCAGCUGUCACAUGGCUAAAUAUGUCUGGAGUUGGACCCGCUGUCUGAAGACGUGAUACACACUUCGUUUCUCUCCGGAGCUGCGAGUUCAUUACUCUACGGAGGCAAAAAGAGGAACCGGGCCAAAAGUUGACCAUGUGAUUCGGUGUUACUUCCCGCAGACGGACCUGUUUCUCCCGGUUAAUAUAACGCUCCUGUCGUGGGCAACUUUGUGUUUACGUGUUUUGUCGCUGCUUCAGGACAGCUGUUGUUGACGUAAAGCGACUACCGUUACGUCGGUAAGUUAACACCUCGCUCUGACGUUGAACUUUCCGUGUGAAAUGUUUAGGAAAAUGCUAUUUACCGACGUCCACCGAUCUAAAUACAUGAAUGGGAAGUGAAAGUUAAACAUGUUUGUUUCGCUUUUAAGUUGUACUUCGAUUAGUUAAGUUUCAACAACACAACAGCAAGACUUUUUAAUACCAGUUACCCGGUCAGUGAGUGACAGCUCUCCGGUGCCAAAACGGACUCCACCGGGAAAGUUAACAGGGACGCGAAGAAGGACUGACCAGUGACCAACAUACACACAUACUCUCUAGGAUCAACACAAAGACACCUGGGAUUGAUUUUUAUGACAUCAUGAUUGGAUCUCCUGAUGUGCUGGCCUUCACCAGUGAAGGGGAUUUGGGGUACCCGGAUGCCCAGGUCCUGCCAGAGGAGUUCUCCCUCCCUCUCCUUCCCCUCUCUCACCCCUGGACCUCCCCUGCCCAUUUCAACAGGGACUUCAUACUGGUGGCUGAGUUCUCAGAACAGGUGGGUCCCCUACCGGUCCGGACCAUCCCUGAUGACCCCAGAGUGAUCGGGUCCUUCGACCUGAACCAUUUCUCUCUACGCAUCAUGUCUGUCGACUACCAAGCCGUAGCCCCUGGUCCUCAGCCACACCACCAGACAGCUCGUCCUUCCCUCCAGACCCUCCCCCGUCUGGCCUUCUCGGAGGACUCCCGGGUGGUGCUGGGUGACUCUAAGGAGGGGGCGUUUGCCUACGUUCACCACCUGACGCUCUAUGACCUGGAGGCCCGGGGCUUCGUCCGCCCGUUCUGCAUGGCCUACGUCUCUGCCGACGAGAGGAAGAUCAUGCUGCAGUUCCAGGAGCUGUCGCUCCGCUUCUCCCGCGCCUCCGAGUGCCUGAAGACCGGUAACCGACGGGCCUUCGCCCGCGAGCUGCAGAGGAAGCUACAUGACCUGGAGUACACACGAUCCAUCCUUCAAGCAACGCUUCAAAGGAUAUCCAAUGAGAGUGCGGAGAUCAAGGAGGAGGCGGAGCUGCAGAAGACGGCCAACGAGCUUGCUAGCGUGGAUCGUUCCAUCCUGGACCACAGAUCCCUCCUCCACCAGGUCACUUCCUAUCCCAACAGGAAGUUAAAAGACCCUGGCUUUCUGCCCUACGACCCCUCCCUGAUCCCAGAGACCCUCCCCUUGACUCCUGAUCCCCCCUCCCCCUCAUACACCCCCCAGCUGGUUUCCGGGGCGUCGCUAGGGGGCGGGGGCUGGUCAGCGAGGCGGUUCGACCGCCGUCUGAAGCCGUUGGAGGAGCUGAGCGACUGCUACUUCCUGUCUCUGACGCUAGAACAGCUGGGCAACGCAGAACGCCAUCUCCGUGGAGACCAGAGUGUUCUACACAACCGUCGCAUCACACACAGGCUCUCCAGGACGCUUUCACACACACAGUUCCUUUUCCAGCUCUGGGACCAGGAGGAGGAGGAGGACCUGGAGGAGGAGGGGGCAGGGCUAGAGGGAGGAAGCGGUGUGAUGUCACAUCCUGUGGCGGGGGCGGGACCACCGAGCCUGGAGUUGUUCUUCUCCUGCGUGGAGGAGGUGUCAAUCAAACUGGAGACAGGAAGUGGAGGGGCGGAGCCGACACUUGAUCCUGAGGGAGAAGGAGUAACCGCGGAGACGAGACCAGGCAGCGUGAGCAGCGGAGACAGCAUUGAGGUUCUGGGGACGGAGCGCUCAUAUAGAACACAGGGACUCACCCACGUGGAACUCAGAGAGUUGUCUGGUGGGUUGGGUCAGGGUGAAGGCUGUGAUGUGGUGCGGAGUAGUGCCCCUGCGGAGGUGUGGAUGAGACGUGACGUGAGGUCCCUGGCACGGAGGGCGAACAGCGAGGACAGUAUUGAGAUCAUCAGCACCUCAGACUCCAUCUUCCCCGAUGACCUCAUCUUUAACGCCAUCACAGAGGAGGAGCCUGAGGAGCAUGGAAACAUGGGUAGUGUAAUCCAGGAAGAGGAGGAGGAGGAGGAGGCAGCAGGUGAGGACACGCCCAUUCAGCAGCACAGCACCCUUGGUAUUGUAGUUCACGAGGAGGAGCAAACUCGGCACCAAAGAAUCCUGGGUAAUAUAGUCCAGACGGAGGGAAAGGUUGAGCUAGAGGACACUCCCACUCAGCUGCACCGCACCCUGGGUAUUGAAGUCCGGAAAUUGGAGGAGGAGAAGCCAGAGAGAUGGGACACUCCGGCCCCCUUGUCUGAGCCCCAGAGAACUCUGGUCCACCAGGUGUCAGUAGAGGGCUCCUCCCAGCAGUACGAGAGUCACCAUGCCAACGGCGAGGUCAGAGGUCAGGCUGGGCGUGACAGCAGGCGGGUGGUGGUGCCUGACCUCCAGGUGAACUUUUCUAUCCCCUUGAGGUUAGAUGUUAGAGGUCGGGGGUCAGGGGGGCAGCGGUUGCUAGGCGACACCCCUUACAGGCUGAGUGUAGACGAGGCGUCGGACUGUAUGAGCAACAUCAGCACCUCUCCAUCUUCCUCUCUGCCCCCCACACAUCUCCAUGGCAACCACAGUGCUAUUAAUCCGCGACGACAUCAGCGCCAGAGGAGGAAGGCGGGUCCUGGAGCCCUCAGGUUCCUGCGGCAGAAUUCCUUCUCCCAGAAUGCCGUGUUCUGCCUGCUAAGUGGACGGCCGCUGGUGGUGAUUGGUGGAGAGGAGGGUUCCGUGAGGAGGACGGUCGCUGCCCUCUCGCUCUACCUGCCUUCACCUGGGCGCUAUGGAGAUGCUGUGCAGCCUUACCUGGCCACGCCUCUUCAGCUGACAGACCUGCUCACCUGGAGACUCAUCGGAAUCCACAGGACGUCUCCUACAGCUCCCAGCAUGCUUCACUCUCUGGCUCGUUACGGACGGUACCUAGCUGUGCUGGACCUGGACCAGCGUACACUGAGAAGCCCCGCCUACCACGGACACCUCAUUGGCCGGCUGGCCAACCCCCACACUCUGAUAGGUCGUGGCAGCACCUACCUUCUCCAUGUGGAGAGCUGCCUCGCUGAGCUGACCGCAAAGGCCUUCCUGCUCUCCUGUUCUCCUGACCUUUCAACUCUAACAUCGGGUCGAGCUCAGAGUUCACCUGGGGGUCAGGCAGCACCCAUCUGCCACAGCCACUCUGACCUCCAGCUUCCCAGCCUCCCCAGGGAGGACGAUGACUUCACGCUGACUCAGCGUCGCAGGGACUUCCUGUGUGGGCGGGGUUUCAGCGGGGAGGAUGACCUCCGGGUGAUGCACUUCCUGUCUGACCUCAUCAAACAGCACCACGCAGGAAGUGGUCCUCCGGCCCUCCGCUUCUCCUACAGUGCCAUCCCUUUACAUAGAAACACCACAACAUAGAUAUACAGCCCUGUCCCUUUACAUAGAAACACCACAACAUAGAUAUACAGCCCUGUCCCUUUACAUAGAUAUACCACAACAUAGAUAUACAGCCCUGUCCCUUUACAUAGAAAUACCACAACAUAGAUAUACAGCCCUGUCCCUUUACAUACAUAUACAGCCCUGUCCCUUUACAUAGAAACACCACAACAUAGAUAUACAGCCCUGUCCCUUUACAUAGAAACACCACAACAUAGAUAUACAGCCCUGUCCCUUUACAUAGAAACACCACAACAUAGAUACAGCCCUGUCACUUUACAUAGAAACACCACAACAUAGAUAUACCACAACAUAGAUACAGCCCUGUCACUUUACAUAAAAACACCACAACAUAGAUAUACAGCCCUGUCCCUUUACAUAGAUAUACCACAACAUAGAUACAGCCCUGUCACUUUACAUAGAAACACCACAACAUAGAUACAGCCCUGUCACUUUACAUAGAAACACCACAACAUAGAUAUACAACCCUGUCCCUUUACAUAGAUAUACCACAACAUAGAUACAGCCCUGUCACUUUACAUAAAAACACCACAACAUAGAUAUACAGCCCUGUCCCUUUACAUAGAUAUACCACAACAUAGAUAUACAGCCCUGUCCCUUUACAUAGAAAUACCACAACAUAGAUAUACAGCCCUGUCCCUUUACAUAGAUAUACAGCCCUGUCCCUUUACAUAGAAAUGCCACAACAUAGAUAUACAGCCCUGUCCCUUUACAUAGAAAUGCCACAACAUAGAUAUACAGCCCUGUCCCUUUACAUAGAAAUGCCACAACAUAGAUAUACAGCCCUGUCCCUUUACAUAGAAACACCACAACAUAGAUAUACAGCCCUGUCCCUUUACAUAGAUAUACAGCCCUGUCCCUUUGCAUAACUAAAGCAUUUCUUCCAUACUGUAUCCUGUCUACACUGUGAAAGGAGAGAUCAAGAGUGCAUCUCUAAUGCCACCCUGUUCCCUAUAUAGUGCACUACCCUGUUCCCUAUAUAGUGCACUACCCUGUUCCCUAUAUAGUGCACUACCCUGUUCCCUAUAUAGUGCACUACCCUGUUCCCUAUAUAGUGCACCACCCUGUUCCCUAUAUAGUGCACUACCCUGUUCCCUAUAUAGUACACUACUUACUAGUAGUGUACUAUGUAGGGAAUAGUGAGCUGUUUGGGAAGGAGCCCCCCUCCACCGAUCACCUUCACAAACUGUUAUGAAAUGUUCAUUGGUGUGUGUAGUGCAGUGUACUUUUGUGUGCCGUGUAAAAAAUCAGAAAAUUAAUUUAUUAAAGAUUGAUAUUAGCCAUGUU
Oncorhynchus masou masou (cherry salmon) is the source of this 5002-nucleotide messenger RNA. RefSeq names its product guanine nucleotide exchange protein smcr8a-like. NCBI's taxonomy places the organism in Eukaryota, Metazoa, Chordata, Actinopteri, Salmoniformes, Salmonidae. Gene Ontology annotation, cellular component: guanyl-nucleotide exchange factor complex. Gene Ontology annotation, molecular function: GTPase activator activity. The record is from RefSeq and is a predicted model, not a curated record.